Messenger RNA from Homarus americanus (American lobster), 1879 nucleotides. RefSeq names its product ribosome-releasing factor 2, mitochondrial-like (gene mRRF2). Gene Ontology annotation, molecular function: translation elongation factor activity; GTPase activity; GTP binding. Lineage: Eukaryota; Metazoa; Arthropoda; Malacostraca; Decapoda; Nephropidae. Gene Ontology annotation, biological process: ribosome disassembly; mitochondrial translation. The record is from RefSeq and is a predicted model, not a curated record. Gene Ontology annotation, cellular component: mitochondrion.
GAUCACACGUUAAGCCCAGAUGACCAGGACUUGUGGGAUGACUGCUUCUUGGCUCGGUGUGAACUGACGGACCAGCUGACUGACCUCGACAACCAGCUGGCAGAGUACGUGCUGGAGAAGGAGUCCAUAGAGCAAUACCUCCACAUGUGCGUGGCACAAGAGCUCAGAGAGGUGCACCUUCUUGAUAAUGAGCAUCGUUCUGGGUGGCCUUCCACUGAGAGAAAUGACCAGCUUGUCCAUGAAGAUCGUAGGGUGAUCAUCCAUGAGAUUGCUGAGCGGCCCGACCUCUCAUAUGGAAAUGGUCAGAAGCUGUAUAAUAUUAAUGCAGAUCAGACGGAAAAAGUUGGACGAGUUUUGAUAGCCUAUGACUUCAAGGAGGUGUCAACCAUCAAGGCCGGGAAUAUUGUGGUUAUUACUGGACUAAAGAUCACCAGCACGGGCGACACGUUGGUUGGCAGUUCCUCAGUUGCCAACAGUGUGAAAAAGAAGUUGGCGGACGAGAACAGAGAGUCCCAGGCAGCCAUGUUGUUGGGCGUACAGGUUCCCGAUCCUGUCUUCUUCUGCUCUGUGGAGGCUCCCUCUACGUCACACCAGAAGGCUCUAGAGGAUGCUCUCGGUCAGCUACAGAGAGAAGACCCAAGUUUACACGUCACGCUCGAUCAAGACACCGGCCAAACUGUUCUCUCAGGUAUGGGAGAACUUCACCUUGACAUUAUCCGGCAUAGAAUCAAUAAAGAGUACAAGGUGGAGGCUGAGUUGGGCCCACUACAGGUCUCCUACAAAGAAACUUGUAGAACUUCCUGUACUCACACCAUUAAUGUCAACAAAAUGAUUGGUGAUAGUAAACAGGCCGUCACAUUAACACUCUCCAUUAAGCCUCAACCAAACUACAAAUUCAAGUCAUUAGAACUGAGUUUCUCUAAAGACAACCAAGAAAAUCUACACGCCAUCCGCCGCCACCACAUGUCCGCCUUGAACCGUGGUGUGAGUUCUGCCCUGACGAAUGGUCCCAUCCUGGGCUUUCCAGUUGUGGACCUCAAGGUAGCAUUACACUGGCUAGACAUUGGCCGCGGGACGUCAGAGACCAUAAUUGCAGCGGCUGCAGCUCAGUGCAUUCACCAGAUAAUGCAAAAAACCCAGUGUGAACUCCUUGAACCUGUCAUGGAGGUGGAGGUGGUGACGAGUGAAGAGCACACCUCCUCUGUUCUUGCCGACAUCUCCCGCAGAAGAGGAAAUGUUCUCAAGGUCUCACAUCGUCAGGAUAUGAGGGUAGUGACCUUAGAGUGUCCACUAGCAGAGCUGAUGGGUUACUCCACAGUCCUCCGCACUCUUACCUCGGGUACAGCAACCUUCGCGAUGGAACUCUCCGACUACAGACCGAUGAGUCCUCAGGACCAGGCAGCAGCAAUAGAGGCUGUCACAGGAUUUGCUCCAUUGUAGAAGAAUCGAGGAUGUGAGGUGGCAGAUUGGGGGUUGCCACCAGUUCUAACUCGGAGGUGUAGGGUAAGGUGAACUGUAAGAACAAAAUGAAGAUAUAAAAGGAGCUAGGAGUAAAUUAUGGAAGAGAACUCACUGUGACUACUAGCUACCUGUUGCCUCUAGAGCCACAGUGGGACAUCUUCAAGUUGGUUGGUGCAUCUGUGGAUGAUCUCAGGAAGUGCCUGACAGUUUACCUCCGGCUUCACCUCUCACCUUGGGACAGAACAAUGUGCACAUCUCCAUAACUUUGUCCUUUUUAUCAUUAUGGAGCCUAGAUUGUGGUGUUGCCAAAACAAAACAUAAGCUUUUAGAUGGACUUUGUAUAUAAUAAAUGUAAAGAUAUACUGUACAGUGAAGUGCAGAGAACCAUAAGUAAGAUAUUAAAGAUAUUUAUAAUAAA